Messenger RNA from Prunus mume (Japanese apricot), 1038 nucleotides. NCBI's taxonomy places the organism in Eukaryota, Viridiplantae, Streptophyta, Magnoliopsida, Rosales, Rosaceae. The record is from RefSeq and is a predicted model, not a curated record.
AUGGAUAACCUUGACAAGGCUAUCUUUUCCUUUAUGUUUGAUGAUGAUUCAGAUGAUGAACAUCAUCAGAGAGUGAUUGAAGCCAUUGUCCACCAUACUUCACAGGAGAAUGAAGCCACCAAACAUGGUGGGUCGGGAGUCGGUCGUGUGUACAAGAACCGUGAGAGGGAAGAUCGCCAUCGCAAUCUCAUGUCUGACUACUUCAUUGAAAGACCACAUUUUAAUGCUACUAACUUUCCUGACACAACCGACGAGUACUGUAGAUUGGUUGAAAGCACAGCUCUUGAGUCACUCCAAAAGUUUUGUUGCGCUGUUGAAGCCGUGUAUGGCCAAUGGUACCCCAGGUUUCCAAAUCCAGCUGACCUUUACAAGCUAUUGCACAAGGCAAGCAAUCGAGGCUUCCCAGAGGCUGUGGCCUCGUACGACACAUGGAUAUGGCAUGCCUUUUUUGGAGCCGCUGGAUCCAACAAUGAUAUCAACAUUUUAGCUUGUUCUCCAUUGUUCAAUGAUGUGGUACGUGGAGUGGCUCCUCAUGUUGAAUAUAUUGUCAAUGAAAAUCAAUACCAUUUGAGCUACUAUUUAGCAAAUGGGAUCUACCCCCAUUGGGCUACUUUGGUGAAGACCGUAUCUUCUCCUGAUAACCCAAAGAAGAGGCUUUUUGCACAAAUGCAAGAAGCGUACAAGAAGAAUGUUGAAAGAGAAUUUGGAAUACUACAGGCUCGAUGGGCUAUUGUUCGGGGCCCUGCAUGUAUGUGGUGCAAGGAUAACCUCCACUCAAUCAUGAUGACAUGUAUAAUUUUGCACAACAUGAUUGUGGAAGAUGAGUACGAAUAUGUUGAAGAGGAAUGUGAUGAUGAGGAUAUGUGUUCACAACGAUCCAGGAGGGCUAGAGCAAAACAAUAUGAGUUGGAGCCAAGCAUUACAUAUGAGUACCACCAAGAUAGGCAUACUCUCUCUGAUUACAUGAUUCGUCAUAAUAGAGUUCGAUCUCCACAUGUGCAUCAGAGUCUCCAAAAUGAUUUGAUCAAUCACCUUUAG